Giardia duodenalis is the source of this 948-nucleotide messenger RNA. RefSeq lists its product as uncharacterized. Lineage: Eukaryota; Fornicata; Diplomonadida; Hexamitidae. The coding region runs from base 1 to 948 and encodes 315 amino acids. The record is from RefSeq and is a predicted model, not a curated record. The transcript has a single exon.
AUGAUGUUUAGAAUGUGUGGCUGUGGCCCUCUCGUGAAGCUGCGGAUAGAAAGUUUAGGGGUUGGGCCAGAUGAACCCACAGCGAAUGUAGACGCCUCUACUAACACUGCUAACCCAGAUCCCUGUGUCUCUGGCCGGGAGAGCCAGAAGAUUGCCGUCUCGCCAGCUCUUACAUUUCGCUCUGCUUAUAGUGCUCUUUCAGGGAGGACGACGACAGAUAUUGAUGUCACCCCUCUAUAUCAUCAGUUCACAGUUCAACCUGAACCCCAGGAAACAUUAACUCCUCGCGAAAUAGAUCAACUCAUCUCAUUUCUGUAUGCCUAUAUGGAGCAUCGCAUGGUGCCGCAACAAUGUGCUAUCCCUACAUACGUUGACGUCCUAGAGGACCGAAAUGCGCUAAUCUCAUUGGCUAGACUAAACGUAGAGCGAAUGCACGCCUUCGCUGAAUCAUUCAUCCAAAGGGAUUCCUUCUUGGCCUUCCUCGCACUCUUCUUUCGUGAAAGCCCGCUUCGCCAUCUAACCACACGGAGCAACGUGAAGUUCAUACAAAACAACAGGUAUGGGGUAAUUUUUACACAACAUACACUUAUGCGCGUGUUAGUUAAUUAUGUGAGUUCUCACUGGUCCGACACGAUGGGUGUGCAGCUGUUCUACGCAGUCCGAGCCGAUCUACUGCGGAAUGGAGCGCUAGGAGUCACUAUUUCAGACCUGCGAAUGCAGCAAAAAGGCAACCAGGAUCCCGUAGACCAGGGGUCUACUCCCACCAGGGGAGCUGCUUGUUGCAGUAGAUGGUCACAAAAUAGAAUGGUUGUUCUAUCGAUGCUAAAAUGUGGAACGCUACUUCGUAUCGUAGGGGCGAUAGAGCCAGAUAAUAAUUAUCAAGUGGACUGCUUUGAGUUGGGUUGCUUCCUAGAAGUCCUCUUAUCUAUGCUUGACUUGGUCAAGUAA